Thrips palmi is the source of this 1696-nucleotide messenger RNA. RefSeq names its product zinc finger protein 22-like. Gene Ontology annotation, biological process: regulation of transcription by RNA polymerase II. The record is from RefSeq and is a predicted model, not a curated record. Lineage: Eukaryota; Metazoa; Arthropoda; Insecta; Thysanoptera; Thripidae. Gene Ontology annotation, molecular function: DNA-binding transcription factor activity, RNA polymerase II-specific; RNA polymerase II cis-regulatory region sequence-specific DNA binding. The transcript has 5 exons. The coding region runs from base 1 to 969 and encodes 322 amino acids. Gene Ontology annotation, cellular component: nucleus.
AUGGUUCGGUAUUUUGAAGUUCAUUGUAGUGCCCGGCGCAUCAAGACGGAGGCAGAGCAGUGUGGCAGCCCCCCAGCAGGAGGAGCGCGGUGUGGCCUCAGCGCCCCGGGCGCUGGACAGGACGACUCGGACGGUGCGUGGCGCGUCAAGGUGAAGGCAGAGCAGUGCGACAGCCCUCCUGCAGGUGGAUGCAGCGCCGGUGACCCCCCAGGACAGGACGACUCGGACGGUGCCCGGCGCGUCGAGACUGAGGCAGAGCAGUGCGGCAGCCCUGCUGCAGGAGCACCGCGGCGUGGACGCAGCGCCGCGACCUCGGGGCAAGGCGGCAAGGACGGGUUGGAGGCUGAGGAGCCGUGGCUGCACAUCGACGCCACCUUCUCGCUCGCCUCUGGAGUCGGCCACGCCAAGCAGGACUCCGCGGCCAGCGGCACGGCUGGGGACGGAGGGGCGGACCGCGCUGUCGCCUCGCAGUGUGCGGAGCGUGGAGCGGCCUUGGAUGCCGAGGCGGGCCUGGAGAAGCACCUCGCAGCGCGCGGCAAGCGGCACGCCUGCCUACACUGCGGCAAGGACUUCCAGUGGGCAGCCCGUCUUGAAGAGCAUUCAAGAACCCACACUGGGGAGAAGCCUUUCAAGUGCAAAGUGUGUGGGAAAAAGUUUGCGUAUUCAGGCAAAUUGAAAUCACAUCAACGGAUCCACACGGGUGAGAAGCCUUACCAGUGCAAAGUGUGUGGAAACAAGUUCACCCAAUCAAGCUAUUUGAAGACGCAUGAAAGGAUUCACACUGGGGAGAAGCCUUACCACUGUAAUGUGUGUGGAAAGAAGUUCACCCAAUCAGGCGCUUCGAAGGCGCAUGAGAGGAUCCACACUGGGGAGAAGCCUUUCCAGUGCCAAGUGUGCGAGAAGUGGUUCAACCAGAGGUCUCAUCUUGCCGCGCACUGCAAGACCCACGCUAAGAAGAAGACAGUUUAAUCCUAAUGCACGUAGUUUUUGUAUGCGUUCGGACGUUUGCCCAUGCGGCCUGCCUCGUAAGACGCAAAGGUGUCCAAGCUUCUCGAGGUUAAUUUCAAGGACAGAAUUUUCGGUACAAAUAUUGUAUGCGUAAAUUCUAUCCAUCCCUAAUAGAGGUCAUGUGUAUGCGCCUCUUCGUUGUGUUUAAACACACAUUGAAGUCUCAAGUUAUGUUUUGUUACGAACUAGACACAGUUAAUCUUGCCAAAACUUAAAACUUUUCACUAAUUUUUGUGGCUAACCGUUUUUUUUUACUGUACUUGGUUAUCAAAACGAUUUUGCCCUGUGUAUUUAGAAAACGUUUUGACCUGUAAUAUAUUCAUUACGGACUGGCUGGGUUUGAAUAUGAUGUAUUUUCUUUGUUGGCUGUUGAUUGUAUUGGGAUGCAAAAGCUUUGUCCCUUUUCGAGUGAUUUAUUGUCAAUUAAAAGUUUCGUUACUUUUUAGUUCUCCGAAUGUAUCCCUGAUUGAGGGUUUUCUUGGCGCACAAUGUUUGGUUCAUUGCAAUUACCAUGUGUUUUUCAUUCUGACCUGCCCAUAUUGAAUCAAAAUACUCAGCCUCGUCGUGCGUUGUGUGUCGACAUGCUCCUAGUACCCAGUUCACAUUCAAGUGCCUUGAAACGCUGUAUCGGUCUGUGCAUGCCCUAGCGGCGGUUGGUGUUGGUGUGUGGUCACGUGACCUGGUGCAG